Messenger RNA from Notechis scutatus (mainland tiger snake), 6596 nucleotides. It is a transcript of the gene CPEB3, whose product is annotated as cytoplasmic polyadenylation element binding protein 3. Lineage: Eukaryota; Metazoa; Chordata; Lepidosauria; Squamata; Elapidae. The record is from RefSeq and is a predicted model, not a curated record. Gene Ontology annotation, molecular function: ribosome binding; mRNA 3'-UTR binding; mRNA regulatory element binding translation repressor activity. Gene Ontology annotation, biological process: negative regulation of cytoplasmic translation. Gene Ontology annotation, cellular component: neuron projection; synapse; nucleus.
GGGCGAGAGCUCUGAGUUCCGGUAUAAGAGAAAGAGACGUGGCGAAAUUGCUGUAAAUCUGUGCCCUAUAAGCACAUUUUUCCUUUGCACUGAAAGGAAGCAAGACAUCGAAAAGGGUGAAACCUCUUCAAAUGUGUUUUUAGAGGCAAUGGGAACCGAUCGUGCUGAUCCAAACCGUUUACCCCUAAGGGGAGUGGGGGUGGGGAUUACGUACUAGUAUUGCUGUGUCUUGCAAUUUGCGGCGGCAUUAUACUAGCAGUGGAAUUGUAGCGAGCAGUGGAAGGCUAAAGCAGCUUUAUGAAUGUUAAUACUCUAUGGUUUUUCCUUUUUUCCUCCUUUCAGCUGCGCAAACCAUGCAGGAUGAUUUACUGAUGGACAAAAGCAAAGUCCAGCCUCAGCAGCAGCGGCAAGAUCCAAACGCAGCAGAAGCUCCUUCUACACCCAUAACGUCAGAGACACCCAAAUCGGAGGACAGUCCAGUGACUAGCAUCGGCUCAGCAGCUCCUGCCCAAAAUAGCAAAGAAAAGAUGCAAAUGGAGUCUCCCAUCUUGCCGGGCUUAAGUUUCCACCAGCCUCAGCAGGAGCCUACAGCCGGCACGUCCUUGUCUCCCUCCUUCGGAAGCACUUGGUCUACAGGGACCACAAACGCAGUGGAUGAUAGCUUUUUUCAAGGGAUUACCCCAGUUAAUGGGACAAUGCUUUUCCAAAAUUUCCCUCAUCAUGUCAAUCCUGUUUUUGGAGGCACUUUCUCCCCCCAGAUUGGCCUAGCUCAGACUCAGCACCACCAACAACAGCAGCAGCAGCAGCAACAACAAGCACAGCAGCAGCAAAGGAGGUCACCGGUCAGCCCUAAUCAGGCAUCUUUUGCCCAGAGAAAUGCUGCUUACAGCCAUCAGCCCAUCAUGACCAGCAAACCUUCUUCCUCUUCCACUUCCACCUCUUCUCCUUCCAGCUGGAAUAACCAUCAGAAUGCAGCUUGGAGUACACCUUCCAAUCCUUGGGGUGGGCUGCAAGCUGGCAGAGACCCUCGAAGGGCAGUAGGUGUGGGAGUUGGUGUGGGAGUGGGAGUUGGUGUGCCAUCCCCACUCAAUCCCAUUUCACCUCUUAAAAAGCCCUUUUCUACCAAUGUUAUUGCCCCACCGAAAUUUCCUCGGGCUGCUCCUCUAGCUCCAAAAUCCUGGAUGGAAGACAAUGCCUUCAGGACAGACAAUGGCAAUAAUCUAUUGCCUUUUCAGGACCGGAAUCGGCCCUAUGAUACUUUUAACUUGCACUCUUUGGAAAACUCAUUAAUGGAUAUGAUAAGGACUGAUCAUGAACCUCUUAAAGGUAAACACUACCCUCCCAGUGGCCCACCAAUGAGUUUCGCUGAUAUAAUGUGGAGGAAUCAUUUUACAGGUCGUAUGGGUAUAAAUUUUCAUCAUCCAGGAACAGAUAACAUUAUGACACUCAAUACCAGAAGCUAUGGGCGGAGACGAGGUCGAUCUUCACUAUUUCCUUUUGAAGAUGGCUUUCUGGAUGACAGUCAUGGUGACCAGUCUUUAUCAUCAGGGCUCAACUCCCCAACCCGCUGUCAGAAUGGUGAAAGAGUCGAACGCUAUUCUAGGAAGGUGUUUGUUGGAGGUCUGCCUCCUGACAUUGAUGAAGAUGAAAUCACUGCUAGCUUUCGUAGGUUUGGACCUCUCGUGGUGGACUGGCCUCACAAAGCUGAAAGCAAGUCAUAUUUUCCACCUAAAGGUUAUGCUUUUCUGCUAUUCCAGGAAGAAAGCUCUGUUCAAGCUCUGAUAGAUGCCUGUUUAGAAGAAGAUGGUAAACUUUAUUUAUGUGUAUCAAGUCCCACUAUUAAGGACAAACCAGUACAAAUUCGACCUUGGAAUUUAAGCGACAGUGACUUUGUAAUGGAUGGUUCUCAACCUUUAGACCCCAGAAAAACUAUUUUUGUGGGAGGAGUUCCACGACCCCUUCGAGCUGUUGAACUAGCUAUGAUUAUGGAUCGUUUGUAUGGAGGCGUCUGCUAUGCUGGCAUUGAUACAGACCCAGAGUUAAAGUACCCCAAAGGUGCUGGUAGAGUGGCUUUCUCCAAUCAGCAGAGCUAUAUUGCUGCUAUUAGUGCACGCUUUGUCCAGCUCCAGCACAAUGACAUCGAUAAACGGGUGGAAGUAAAGCCAUACGUGCUUGAUGAUCAGAUGUGUGAUGAAUGCCAGGGUACUCGCUGUGGCGGAAAAUUUGCCCCGUUCUUUUGUGCCAAUGUUACCUGCUUGCAGUAUUACUGUGAAUACUGUUGGGCGAGUAUUCAUUCUCGGGCUGGACGAGAGUUCCACAAGCCGCUUGUGAAGGAAGGAGGUGACCGGCCACGCCAUGUGCCCUUCCGUUGGAGCUGAGGUCCGGGCUGAAGGCCAGCAGUACUGGAGCCAACUGGAUUGAAGGGGAAAGGAGUGAUGCCUCAGGGCUUUUGUGUUCUGGAAAUCUGUGCAUUCAUCCUUGACUUUAAUGAAGAGAUGGGUCCUUUUAUUAUGAUGAUGGUUAUGAUUAUAAUGAUGAUUAUGAUUAUUUACAGUCACAUUACUGAACACUAUGUCCAGUAUAAUACAAGCCUAGCAGAGUGUAACUGUACUGAUUUUGCACUUUGAUUCACACAAACAUCUGCUUGGUACCUUAAUUUCUCACCUGAGACUUAUCACGGCUAACAAUAAGUAGACUGCUAUGGUCAUCAGCCUCCACUAGGUUGGUGUAUAUGUGAUUAAGGUUUUUUUUUUUUAAAUUAUGUACUUUUAUUUUAAAACUGGAGCAUGCACUUAUUUUCAGAAACUUUGAUUUGCCCCUAGCACAUGAUUUACCAAAGGUAACACUCACAAGUAGGUGACAGAUGUAGCAAAAAUUUACAAUGGAUAUUCAGCAAUCAUUCAGAGUAGGAAAACCCUAAACAAUCUUUAGUUGCUCUCUAUUUUUACUGAAAAGGAUGAUACCUCAUAAGCCGGAUCACAUUUUCUCCACCCCCACCCACCUCCCAUCCCUUUUCUGUUUUGCUGAGGGUUUCCUAUUUGUUUAGGCCUUUUAGUGUUAUGUAAAUGUAUGCUGCAAUAGCUUUUGCUGCUAUUAAGAUGGUAUUACUAAUACCACAUUACUCUAUUCAAGCUAGGGUAUCAUUUAAAAAGAUAAUUAUGUGAUUUAAAACAGUGAUGGCUGCUGAAAGAAGAUCAGUAGAGCAUUCAGAAAGCUUCCAAGGAAGGUCAAUUGUUUUGACUGCAUGUUUAAUCAGGUUGACGCAUGCAAUAAUUUUUUUUAUAGAUGUCUAAUACAAAAAUCUGCCCACAGUGCACCAAUUAAGAUUCUAUGUAGGCUGCAAAGUACUCAAUAAAAUAAUUUAAAACACACACACGCAUAUACGCACAGGUUACUGACUGGAGGAAGGCAUGUCAAAGUCUAUGUAGAUGCUUCUGAAGUUAAAAUCAGCCCAUAGCCGUAUCACCUAUAUCAUGACAAGAUUUAAAAAAAAAGAAUAGAUGUAGAAAUAUCCUUAAGCAGAUUUGUGAAUGAUAGACGAAGUACUUUGCGGUGCUCUGUUCUAUAUUGUGCAAUUUAUUUUAUAUAGUAAAGUGAUUAUGUCUAGUACUGUGAUCAAACUAACUGUUUAAGCCUCUAUGUCUACCAUUCACACUCUUUUGAAAGUUCAACCACAGACACAAAUACAUAUGCACACUUACAAAAUAAAAUUUGAGCUCUUAGUUCCUAUCUCAUAAAAGCUUGCACUAUUUAUGUAGCUGCAGCCCAUGUCCAGGAAACCAAAGAGCUCACAAUAGCAUAUGUAAACUACCAGCUUUGAUAGUGGCUGAUAAACGGGGCACAUUUUUGAUUGGGAAUAGCGGUGCUAAAGAAAUGUCUGCAUACAAAAAUUAACUAGGGUAUGAUAUUUAAUUUCUUAAAUCCUGGAUGUAUCCUGUGAAGCUUGAAUAUAUUUGAAACCUAUAUCUGAACAGUGGACAUUUUUUUAGCAUAUAAUAUGGGGCUACAAGGCAAACACAUAAACACAUAUUAGUGUACUAUUUAUGAAAAUGUGACAAUGUGUACGUUAUUUUUCUGGGUUUUCUGUGGGUUUGUUCUCUCCCCCCCCCACCCCAUCCCUAGUUUUGGAGGUCUGGGGACAGUUUGACUGGAUAUCGCACCGCAUAGUAGAUGUUGAAAUGUCCCCAUUUUGAGUGUUGUGCUGGCCUUGUUAAUGUUGUAACUUUCUACAUUUUCUUUUAGUAUUUGGUUGGAAUUAUUGGCUGGGGGUGGGGCGGGGGGGGGGGGGGGAAAAUCUUUCUCUGUUGAAAAAAAAAAUAGUUUUUUACUGGUUUAAAAAUAUUCAUUCUUCUUGGUAUCGCAAUUUCUCCUGGGCAUUUUUGUGAUAUUGCUUUAUCUAGCCCAGCAAUCUAUUUUGUUUUGUUUGGGGUUUUCUUCUUCUUUUCCCUUCUUUUUUUCAUCUAUACAAGAUUUGUUAUGCACUACUUUUUGUAACUAGACAGUUUUCAAUAGUUGGCAGAUUAUUCUUUUUUAAAGAAAAAAGGCAUGCUUUCUGACUGACAUGAUCUUUUGCAAUACCUCAAUUUUGAAAUAUAGGAAAGAAAAUAUUUUCUAAGUAAGUUUAUUCAGAAAAUAUAUAUAUUAAUUUAAUUCUGUGAGGAAAUGAUUUAACAGAUGGGUAACUUUAUUUUUUUCAUGCUUAUUUGCGUUUUUGAAAAUGAAGAAGUUAGAGCUUUAUAACUGUAUUGAAGAUCAUAGCUAUCCUACCGAAGUCUACCUAAUUAUGUGAAACAAUUAAACAUUUAUGAAGAAAUAUCUCUUUUCCACAUACAAACAUAGUUGGAAAGAAAGGCGAAAAGGGGGGAAGAGAUGAUGGAAGUUAUGUAAAAUGAUUAAAAUGAGUACAGCAAGAAAAUUUAAAAACAAACUGCUUUGGUGCUGGAAGUUGUGAACAGAAGGUGAAAAACCUGUUUUGCCCUUAAUUUGUAUAUUUAUAAUCAAGCGAUUAUGCACGACUGACCAGAAUUGUGAGAGUUCUUCUGUUUGUAUUUUUUAAAGAUAAUUUUUAGUUUAUUAAAUUAUAACAAGUCCCCUUUUGUUUUGUAAAUGAAUGUGCCCCCCCCCAGGUUGUUAAUAUCUUACCCCAUUAUUCUAAGAGGGUCCUUCCAGAAAAGAAGUUAUUUUUUAAAACAAAAUGUUCUGAACUGUAACUGGAUGAAGGAGCCCCUGGGUACCACAGGCCCACUUGUGGCCUUCCCUUGAUGCGAGACUUGAACUAGUCGAUUUUCUUUUUGAAAGCAACUUAACCUCGACUAUCUGUUGUUAUGUGCAAUACUGUUUGUACUGUUUGUAUAAAAAAGAAAAAGAAAAGAAAAAAGGCAUAAAUCUUUAUUGCAAAUUUAUUUUCAUUGCAAACUUUAGACAUUGUGAUUCACUAAGAUCAUUUUUCUACUGUCAAAUAUGUACCUUUUCUUCAUGCUGGUAUUUUUUCAAUAGUAAUGUAGCCUUUGUACUGAGACAGAUUUUCAUUGUUAUUUUUAGAAAGAUUUUUUGCUAAGAGAAAUUUAAACAUUGACAUAUUUUUCAUUUUUAUUUCUGAUUUUCUUUAAGGAAUGCUUUCUCAACCAUUAAUAUAGUUGUUUCUGGGAGAGACUUUCAUAUCUGGUCAAUGUCAUUAAUAUUAUUUUGUAUUUUUACUUGGAAUAAAUUAAUUUUAUGAUGCUAAUUCUUUAAAAGUUUAUUUUUUUCAUUUUCAGUUAUUUUUGAAGCUAAAAAACCUUUGUAAUAUUGUUACUAAAGUGUCUAGUUUUUUGAAAUGCAAAGCUUUAUGUAUUAACUUGCUGAUGUGGUUUACAAUGGUGUGAAAAUGGUUGGAUAUGUGAAAUGAUUGAAAAACUGUAAUGAAUAAUUGGGCAAUAAAAUUACAGAAUGAAGCAGGAAAAUGAUGUGAUAUUUUUUAGAAGCUUUUUCCUUUAUCAGAAUGAUUUAGGAAGACAAUAGGGAUGUCACAGUACCAGUUCGCUGUCUAGAUUUGUACAACACCAAUGUUAAUAAAACACUGUUGCUGUUGUAAUUCACUCCAAUCUGUAGAAAUAGCAGGUCUACAAUCUUGGCUGUUUAGCAUCCUACCAAUUUGCUUCCUCACCAUUACCAUGGGCACAUCCAGUACUGUUGCACAGUGGGUGCAAGGGUGAAAAAUAUAAAUGGAACUACGCAGCAUUAAGGCUUGGCUAAGUCACUUCCACUUCACCCAACCAACCAUCCAUCCUCUUUUUUGUUUUUUUUGAACUGUUCCCUUUUAAAUCUCUCCCAAGUGGCUUCUGGGUGAUCUGCCAUGCUUUUAUUUAUUUAUUAAACCUGUCCUUCAUGCUGCAUUUCCCUGCGCCUCUUUACAUGGUAAUUCAGAACAAAUGGAGGAAAUUGUAUAGUAUCUCCAUAAUGUUACAGUGUACCAUACAGUGUAAGUUUCUCAUAGUUAGUGCUAUCUAAUGCAUGUAUAGGAACCCUUAUUACCUGAUCUAAGCACUUUUUUUCAAGCUGCUUGUAUAUUUCUCCCUUUCUUGUGUUAGGCCUCUUAUAGCAUAAGAACAGCAUCC